Messenger RNA from Hyaloscypha bicolor E, 2372 nucleotides. RefSeq lists its product as uncharacterized. The transcript has 5 exons. NCBI's taxonomy places the organism in Eukaryota, Fungi, Ascomycota, Leotiomycetes, Helotiales, Hyaloscyphaceae. The record is from RefSeq and is a predicted model, not a curated record. The coding region runs from base 117 to 2252 and encodes 711 amino acids.
CAAAGAGCUCUUCCAACCUAAGCUCAAUAAAUCGAUUGUCGUAUCCCACCUCAUCGUUUGAGGAUCUCAGUGACAAUUCCUCUCUCAAAUAGUGCCUAGCAGAGACGCCCUGUUUGAUGGAGAUGGACCAGCAGCCCCUGGAUGUCGAGACUUCCGCCGAGGAAGUUUUGAAGAGCUGGGAAACCCGGGAUCGAGAGUUCGAGAAAGACGAAUCAAGCACUCUGGCACAGCAUAAUCUCGACGAGAGCAGCACGCGAACCAAGAUUACGCAUGUCGAGGCUUUUGGCUUCGGCUUCAUCGGAGGUGUCCUUUCAGUGGCAUACGGAUCUUGGGGUAGCCAGCCGGCAGCCCUUCUGGUGAUGCAAUUCAGCUUUCGCGCAAAGGAGAGGUCUCGCAGAUAUCAGAGCUCCGAGAUUUCGAUACGCUUUGAAUCCCGAAGCCAUUCUUCUACCAGGCUGCCGAGUGUAGGGCCCCCUAUCGUGCAAUCGUGGCACCCAACGAACAAUCGAAAAACACCUUCACUCACAGAUCCCCUCAAAGGCAAUCGAAGUCAUGCCCCUCCAUCCGCCUCUACUUCCGCCUUAAAUCCAAGCCAAUCGGCAAGGCAAUCGCCUUGGCCAAUACAAGAGUUUUGGAUUCGAGGGAGGACGUGGUCUCGCAAGACUAGUCAUGAUGCACACGAAGUUUUGUGGAGUGUGACCGAGGCUGAGGGCAGCGUCACUGGCAUUUCUGAACCGAUCAGACUAGCCGUUAUUGUGACGUAUCCAGGACCCUUUCUCGCCGUCGUUGACGUUAAGGCAACAACAGGAUUUGGCCUGAAAAUGAGAAACCUCCCCUGGUCUCGCGACGAUCCACUUCUUUUCGACGGCCAGACUGCCAAGGGAAAAUCUCCGCCGGCGUCAGAUUUUCACGCCAUGAACGAUGAAGAGAUCUUGAGGUACAUCUCUGACCCAGAUAUAUCCUCUCCGGGCGCCUCACUAGCUCUCAGCAAAUCACUCGAUAACCAGAGCAAGACGUUGAAGCAAUCAACUGCGGCGGUCAAGGCCGGCUCUGCGUCGAGAAAGGUGUAUAGAGUUCGCGGACUUCCUCUUUUCUGGAGUAGGCCUUUCUUCAUUGGGAUAGUGUCUGCUUCCAUUGCAGUAAGGGAAGAUUCUGCAAGGGUUCAUUCCUAUACACAAAAUCCCUACAGGCCCGAAAGAAUGGCCAUAGUAUCACUCGACUCUCACGGCGAGGUGCUGACUCCCAACACAAAAAUGGAAUGGCUCAUACAAGUUAAGCUGCCAAACCAGGAAGCGACGCCCAAAAAGUUGCAUGAAAAACCCAUUCAGCUUAUUUUCGACUCUCAUUUCUAUGGAUUUUCGGAAUUAGGACUACUCUCCACAUAUACCUCAGCACGUAUUGCCGAUAUUAUUGCGAUACCUGGCUUGGGUGGACAUGCUUACGGCUCAUUCAAAGAGCGGGGUGGAAUGCAUAUGUGGCUAGAAGACUCGCUUCCGUCAGAUUUGCAGAAGUCCGUUCAAGAAGCCCUAAAAUUGGGUCCAGCCAGGAUCCUCAUCUACGGAUAUGAUACCCACCUUGAAAAUAGCCAGUCUUUCCAGACGAUUCAGGAUUUGGCGGGUCAACUAAGAAUGUCUCUGCGAGCCAUACGGCAAGCAACGUUGUGUAUGCGGCCGAUAAUUUUCGUCGGCCACAGCUUGGGUGGGAUUUUGAUCAAACAGGCAAGUUUUUAUCUCUUAAUCUUGCUGAGCAAAGGUGACGAAAUAGAUCAAUGCAACUUUAAGUCAACUCGUGGCGCCUUGUUCUUUGGCGUCCCAAAUUGUGGAAUGGAGAAUACAUCAUUGGUCACAAUGAUGGAGGCGCAGGCCAACCGCGACUUUAUUAACUCACUCAGUAUCGGUUCUCCGUUUAUCAAGCAACAGUCCGAGUCUUUCCCGCCCCUGUUUGAUUUCCGCGACUCCAUAAUAUUUUCGUUUUAUGAGACUCGUGUGACACCCACAGCGACGAUGGUAAAUGGAAAACUGGCAAUGAACGGAGAUCUAAUGGUUCUGGUUGAUAAAGAUUCCGCAACUCAUGGCCGUCCAUGGGAGAUGGAUUCACGCUUCGUCAUAGCCAUCGACCGCAAUCAUUCCGACUUGGUCAAAUUCGAGCGAUACAGUGAUGAUUAUGAGCGGGUUCUUGCUUGUAUUCGGCUGCUGCUGGAGAACUCAGCAGACAUAGUGUCGCGCCGCUUUAAUGAUUGUCCCCCUCCUUGAUUAUGCAGGGUCCUCUUAUACAUAGCACUAAGUACACUUGUAGUGUUGUUUAUGAGAGAAUAUUUAGACUUUUGUUAUCGAAUACCAUACCUGCUUGAUAGGUGUUAAGCUACAAAACGC